AUCAAUAACAAAUCUCAUUGGCUUUCCAUACGACUGACUGAAAGCCAUCAUCAAAUUCAGCUGAAGACUGCGAACUUCGUCUGCUGGAUUCUCAUCUGACCUUGGAUUUUCCCCUUCCGACCUAAGAAAAAACAUCUAUUCCCCAAAGGUCCCUAACCUAAAAGCAUCAACAUCAACACCAUCAAAAAAUCCAUCAAGACAAUGUCCUCCAUAAACAUAACAACCAUCCCCCGCAUCUCCCGCGAACAACUCUCCACCCUGAUAAAAGAAAAACACCCCUCCACCGCCAUCAUCGAUGUCCGAGAUUCCGAUUACAUUGGCGGUCACAUUACAGGAGGCACCAAUAUCCCUGCCAACACUCUAGACUACAAGAUUCCGGAGUUGGUGAGGACGUUGGGGGAUAAAGAGGUUGUUGUUUUUCAUUGUGCGUUGAGUCAGCAGAGGGGGCCGGGGGCUGCUUUGAGGUAUUUGAGGGAGAGGGAGAGGGUGGGUGGGAAGGGGAAGGAGGAACAGGAGAAGGAGGGGGAGGGGAAGAAGAGGGGGCAGACUGUUUAUGUGCUUGAUGGUGGGUUUGUCAAGUGGCAGGAAGUGUACGGAGAAGACAAGGAACUCACAGAAGCCUAUGAAAAGGAUAUCUGGGAGUUUGGAUACUGAUGGCCUUGGUUUGUCGAAGGAGCAAUUCUUGCCUGUCUUGACAACUCUCAAAAAGACCUGACCUAUCGACUGCAAUUAUUGCUGCAGGCCAAUAACUGUAGUUUGUGGGUUGCAUCCUCAAAUCCGACUCGAAUUGUCAUCUUUAGGCCGCACAAAUGCGGACACUAGUGCAACACAUCAAAUUGCUGUUUUGAUGGAUCAGCAUAUCCCACAGAAGAAUAUACUGACCACAAUGUAUUCUGUUUGCAAGCUGUAAAGUCUUGGCUUCGACAGAUCUCCUGACGUAUCAUUCACAUUGUUUUAUGCAACGACAGAUGCCUCGUAUUGAAUUCACCGC
This is a messenger RNA of Aureobasidium subglaciale EXF-2481, 991 nucleotides long. RefSeq lists its product as uncharacterized. Gene Ontology annotation, molecular function: protein tyrosine phosphatase activity. The transcript is spliced from 2 exons. The record is from RefSeq and is a predicted model, not a curated record. Bases 202 to 654 code for a protein of 150 amino acids. Lineage: Eukaryota; Fungi; Ascomycota; Dothideomycetes; Dothideales; Saccotheciaceae. Gene Ontology annotation, cellular component: nucleus; cytoplasm.